UUUGCACGUUCGAGCCCCAGAAAGGUCGCAUCAAUCUUGUUGCGUCGUCGUCAUGCUCCGCGCGACCAAGUCGACGCCGUUGCUGCGGUCCUGCGCCCGCGCGCUCUCUAGCGCCGCCGAGACGUCGGUCGCCAACAAGAUUGGGAAGAACGUCUUCGCCGAGUUCUCGGCGCUGGCGGCCAAGCACGACUCGCUCAACCUCGGCCAAGGCUUCCCAUCCUUUGGCACACCAGCCUUUCUCAAGGAGGCCGCCAUCGAGGCCAUUGCCGGCGAGCACAAUCAGUACACGCGGCCGGGCGGCAACCCGGGCCUUGUGAACGUGCUCGCCGAUGUCUACUCGCCGCUGUAUGGCCGCCAGCUCAACCCGCUCACGGAGAUCGUGACGUUCACGGGCGCGCAGGAGGGUAUCUUUUGCAUCUUCCUCUCGCUCCUCUCGGCCGGCGACGAGGUGCUCAUCCUCGAGCCGUACUUUGAUGCGUACAUCAACAUUGCCAAGCUGCUUGGCAUCACGACCGUGGGGCUACCGCUCGAGAUGGACGCAGCGACUAAAGACAAGUACAACGACAUGGCGUGCACGGACGCGUUCAGCUCCAAGGACCUCGUCUUGGACCUCGCCAAGCUCGAGGCCUCGAUCACGCCCAAGACCAAGAUGCUCGUGCUCAACACGCCGCACAACCCGACCGGCAAGGUCUUUAGCCGCAACGAGCUCGAAGGCAUUGCCGACAUUAUGCGCCGGCACCCGGACAUCAUCAUAUUGUCGGACGAAGUCUACGAGUUCAUGUGCUUUGAGGGCACGCCGCACGAGCGCAUCGCGACCUUCGACGGCAUGUACGACCGCGUCAUCUCGCUCUUUAGCGCCGGCAAGACCUUUUCGUGUACGGGCUGGCGCGUCGGGUAUGCGAUCCUGCCGCCCAAGCUCGCGCUGCCCGUGGCCAAGACGCACAGCGCCGUGCCCUUCUGCGGCGCCCUUCCGUUCGAGCUCGCGGUCGCCAAGGGUUUCGAGGUCGCACGUGCGAAUGGGUACCUCGACGAGCUCCCGCGCAUCCUCGAGGCCAAGCGCGACGUCAUCGUCGACGCGCUACAGGCCGCCAACCUCAAGCCGAUCGUCCCGGACGGCGGCUACUUUGUGACGUGCAACGUCUCGUCGCUCGACGCGUACAAAGAGUUUGCAGCGUUUGAAGGCCGCGCAGACCUUGAGCCUGAGAUGCGGCCCGACUACCAAGUCGCUCAGAAGCUCUGCAUCGAGCACGGACUCACGGUCAUUCCAACGUCGCCGUUCUACACGUCGGUGGCGAACCAGCCGUCGCCGGCGCUGGUUCGAAUCGCGUUCUGCAAGGACGACGCGACGCUCACCAAGGCUGUCUCGAUCAUCCAAGGCUUGUAA
Saprolegnia parasitica CBS 223.65 is the source of this 1384-nucleotide messenger RNA. RefSeq lists its product as hypothetical. The record is from RefSeq and is a predicted model, not a curated record. Gene Ontology annotation, cellular component: mitochondrion; cytoplasm. NCBI's taxonomy places the organism in Eukaryota, Oomycota, Saprolegniomycetes, Saprolegniales, Saprolegniaceae. The transcript is spliced from 6 exons. The coding region runs from base 53 to 1384 and encodes 443 amino acids. Gene Ontology annotation, biological process: biosynthetic process. Gene Ontology annotation, molecular function: pyridoxal phosphate binding; L-kynurenine:2-oxoglutarate transaminase activity.